GGUAAAUAUGCCUUCUGUCAUUAUUAUCUGAAAAAAAGUAAAUAUAUGUGUAUUUUGCAUGCUUUCCAAAGGUACAACUAGUUCUGAAAUGGUAGCUGAAUCGGCUAUUCCUGACCACAAUGUUGGAGGCAGAAUAGAAUGUUGUGGACAUUUCGGAACAAUAAAAUAUAUUGGUCCCGUUGAAGGCCAUCCUGGAGUUUGGUUGGGAAUCGAUUGGGAUGACAUUGAAAGGGGUAAACACAAUGGAACGGUAAAUGGAAUACAUUACUUCAAUACUAGGCAUCCAAAAUCAGGCUCAUUUCUAAGGAGAGAAAAAGUAAAUUUUGGCCAGUCUUUAAUAACAGCAAUCAGAAUGAGAUAUGGUGAAAGAGGAGAUGAACUGACGGCUAAAAUUGAAGAGCAGCAACUGCUCAACUUUCAGCAAUCAAUUAAUGCCCCGUUUCUUGAACUAGUUGGUUUUGAUAAGAUUGUCGACAAACAAAGCGAUUUUAAUUCUUUGGAAGUGGUAAAUGUCCGGCUGCAACAUGUUAACAAUAUUGGGACACCUUACGAACUAAACUGUCUCUGUCCAAAUAUUAGAGAAAUAGAUAUUUCAAAAAAUUUGCUUUCUUCCUGGACUGAUGUUUUUGAUAUUUGCUCUCAAUUGAAACAUUUGUUUUGGAUAAAUGUCAGUGAAAAUAUUUUAUCCAUUCCCGAAAAUUACAAAGAAUAUAUUUUCCCAAAUAUAACCGUAUUAAUUUGUGGGUAUAUGACCUUAACGUGGGAGGACAUAAUUAAAUUAUCCUCAGUUUUCCCAAACAUAGAAGAAUUAAGAGUGCCGUAUAAUAAUAUCACCAGUUUGACAAUACCAAACGAUCGCAAUCUAAAACGUUUGAGAGUCCUCGACUUGGAAGGAAACUGUAUAAAACAUUGGUCGGAAAUUAAUAAAUUAUCGAAAAUGUCUUUCUUGGAACACAUGAUGCUGGAAGACACAAAAAUAGAGAGUAUUUUAUUUCAAUCGGAUUCGGCUCUUACGAGCGAUUUUCCGAACCUCAACAGACUUAACAUCAGCAAUAACUUAAUCAAAGAGUGGCGUUCCAUAUCGGAAUUGAGCAAAUUACAAAAACUUGAGCACCUAAGGUUUACGAAUAAUCCAAUACUGGAAACGGAAAGCCCAGCUAUGAGGGAACAACUUGUGAUAGCACACUUACGGCAUCUGAAAACUUUCAAUGGUCGUACAAUAAUCGACGAGGAAAGGAGAGGUGCAGAGUACGAUUAUAUAAAAAAGUACGCAUUAGAGUGGAUAAAAGUUAAAGAUACUCCAGAAAGAGGACGAUUCCUUUUACAACAUAACAGAUACUUAGAAUUGAUAGAAAAAUACGGUUUACCCGAAGAGUCCGAGUUAAUAGUCCAGCCAAAUAUUUUGAAAAGUUCGUUAAUCGAACUGAAUAUAGAAUUCGAAGGACGAAGGAUUUCUAAAAAGUUACCACCGUCCAUCCUGAUUCAGAAACUUGUGAUGUUGAUCCAGAAAUUAUUUAAAUUGAAGGAAAGGCCCAGUAUUAAGUACAUCGGCGGUUCGCAGUCGGACAUUAUAAUCGAACUAGACGACGAAAUGAAAGAGCUUGGGUAUUACUCGAUCCAAGAGGGCGACACAAUUAUCGUGCAAAUAUGAUGCCGAAAAGAACGACACCGACGUUGAAUUUGAUUGUGAUAAUUUUUACUGUAAAGUUUUUUUAUUUAUUGCCGGUUUAAAUUUUUCAAAUGAUAUUUAUUUAAUAAAACAUAUUGCACGAGACA
Molecule: messenger RNA, 1776 nt
Organism: Anoplophora glabripennis (Asian longhorned beetle)
Lineage: Eukaryota; Metazoa; Arthropoda; Insecta; Coleoptera; Cerambycidae
Gene: Tbce
Product: tubulin-specific chaperone E
Exons: 8
Coding region: 59-1651 (530 amino acids)
Molecular function (GO): protein binding
Source: RefSeq, a predicted model, not a curated record